ACCCAGUCACGAUGUACCACAACAUGACAACUAAGGACUAUUCUGCUUACUACAACCUCACAAAUAAUGAUUUCUUAGUCUGUAACAACACCAAAGUAAUGGCCUUCAGCCGAGUCUUCCUCCCUUCCCUCUACAGCAUCGUCUUCAUCGUGGGAUUCAUUGGCAAUGGCCUGGUGUUGUGUGUCCUGGUCAAGUAUCACAAAAAUUUGAACAUAUCAGAUCUGUGCCUCUUCAACCUGGCACUUUCUGACCUCCUCUUCCUUAUCUCAUUGCCUUUCUGGGCCCACUACGCUGCCAACACUGAAUGGACCUUCGGGGGCUUCAUGUGUCAUGCAGUGACAGCGCUCUACAUGCUGGGAUUCUAUGGAAGUAUCUUCUUCAUGAUCCUCAUGACCAUUGAGCGCUACACUGUCAUUGUCCACACCUAUACCUCCCUCUUCUCCAAGCACCGGUCUGUCAGAGCUAGUAUAGCCCUGGCUUUGUUUAUGUGGGCACUUAGCUUGGGAGCUUCUCUGCCAACCAUCAUUUUCUCCCAAGAAAAAAAUGAAUCAUAUGUAUGGACAUGCAAAGUGGAAAAUUCUAAAGAGACAGUGUGGAUGUCAUUCUCUUACAUUGAGCUGAACAUCCUUGGUUUGAUCAUUCCUCUCUCAGUGAUGGUGUUCUGCUACUCACGCAUCAUCCCCAUCUUAAUGACCGUAAAGUCUCAGAAGAAACACAAAGCUGUCAGGCUCAUGCUGGUCUUGGUCACUGUUUUCUUCCUCUUCUGGACCCCCUACAACAUCGUCAUUUUCAUGAAGUUAAUGCAUCACUUGGGCUACAUGGCCAGCUGUCAGUGGGAUCAGAACCUGCACAUGGCUAUGCAGUGGGUGGAAACCAUAGCGUUCAGUCACUGCUGCCUCAACCCCAUAAUCUACGCCUUUGUAGGGCAGAAAUUCAGGAAUUUAUUUCUAAAGAUCCUGAAAGAGUGGUUUCCUGUUUGCUUUGGUCAGUGCACAACAAAUGAAAGUGAGUUCCCAGAGAGGAGGUCCAUUAAGUACUCACGCUCCUCAGUGAUUUCCACCACAAAAACAAAAUCAAAACUGUAGUCAUUAUCGCUUUAAUCCACUUAUCUACUAAUCUGCUAUUUAAUCUACUAUUAAAUCUUAUUAUGUCUCUUUUGUAUUUCACUUGUCAUACUGUUUGGACAGUUUAACCAGUGUGAAGUAAAAUUACUUUCACUACUGUUACUUACUGCUGAUUAUUUUCUGAUAUUGUUAAUGCUCUCUACAUCUUGCCAGUAAAUCAGCUUGUACAUUUCUUUAGGGUGUGGUCAGUUUUGCACAUUGUUUUACAUGCAAGUUUAGUCUCAACAGACAAACAAUCAAAUAGUUUACCCAAUGUCAGAGAAGGAAGUCACUUACUGAAUAUAUUUAAUUAUUAGAGGAUUGGAUGGCUUAGAAUGAGUAGACACUUGUUUUUUUUUUUUUUUUUAAAGAAAAAUCUUAUAUGGCUGAUAGCAUCUGCAUGUCCUUUGCGAUAAAACUUAAACUAAAUAGGCAUGUAUUAACAAGUGAUGAAUGAUUUUCUAGGUUGGAACAUAUGGCAUAUACACAGUGUGGCUUUCACAAUAACAGUCUAUGUAAACAGCCUGCACAGUUGCACUCUUUGGUUUAUUUCUUUUUUUUCCCCUGCAGGCUCCCACUGAAAGCAGUAUGUAAGCAACCAUAGCAAAGUUUCCAAAGAUAAAUAAAUAAAUAAAUAAAUUUGUCUAAAGCAUCCAUCAUUCUGUGACUGCUGGAAGGGAUUACAAAUGUUUGUAUUUGAAAUGUUGGUUAAAAUGACACACAACUACAGGCCCUUCACAAGCUGUGGAAAAUUUUCUGGUGCAGUCAUGGUCCAGAAAUAAAAUGUGCAGACUCUUGUAUGUGUUACAAGAGAAGAUACAUUUUUUAUUCAGUGGGUUGUGCUGUGAAUUCUGGCCAAGAAUGGUCAACGUCACUGUCUCGGAAUACGGAAACAACUGAGGCUAUACAUUAUCAUGUCUUUGCUUCAGGUGAGCAGAUAUUCUUUGCCUACAGCUGUCCAAACAAAAAUGGGCAUGUUAAAAAAGUUGGCAGACAGACAGAGCAGAACUGGUUAUGGAGAGAAGCUUUGCUAACUGAUGUAUUUGUAAGACUGGGGUAACUUGUGAGACUGUGAGUAUGUUAUGGAGAUAUUAUGUUGAUCAUAUUUGACUUUUAGAAAUACUGUAAUGCUUCAACUUAGAGCGAGAAUCCUUUAUACCAUGCAUGCUAACCAUAUAUUUACUGUAUAUAUUAAUGUGCUUAUAUUAAUGAUCAUAUUAUAGUAUUUCAUAUAUAUUUGACAGUGAUAUGCCACACAAACCCUGUGAGUGUGAUUAUAUUAAUAAAUAUACUUAGUAGUAUGGCUGAAAGUUAUUUACUUAGAGAAUGUGGCUAACUUGAAGCUCCAUUGCGUCAUGUUCUUUGUGGGCUUUCCAUCUUAAAGUUAAGGGAGUGUUGUUCAGUGUUGUUCAUAUUUCAUUACAUUUCUCUACCAUACUAUAACUUCCAGAUGGCAGAAAUGGAACUAUGGAGAAUUAUGUCAGUGAGAAACUCAAAUCUUUUUUAGUUCCACUGUUUAAAUAAAAAUAAAAAUACAAGAUUUCCAGAAUAUGAUCACUCAAGUUUCGACCCUGGCUUUAGUUGUAAUGCUGUGUCUUGCAACCCUGAUCACCAGAAAAUUCAUUUUAACUAUAUGCAUAUAACUUAUUUUAACCCGUCUUAAACUCUACAGCAUGAAGGCUAUACAUGAUCCCUUAUGUAAACUGUGUCAAAGCAAAGUACCAGGUACCUUUCUUCUGAUAUGAUUUGGUACUGCCCUCCUGUUGCUCAGUGUUACGUUCUGGGGUAUGUCCGUGUGUUUUUGUGUUUUGUUCUCUCCCCUUUUCUCUCGCCCUCCCUCUCUAUCUCUCUCUCUGCAGCAAAUGCCUCAUUGGAUAACGUUCCUGUCUGUCUCGAUUACCUCCGCUGAUGUCAUCGGCUGUGACAACCAAUCCACCUCUGACCCCGCCUAUUUAAAACCUGCAGCCAUUCAUUCAUGUGGAAGUUGUUGUUCUGGUUGUUAAAACUAAAACCCUAUUGUACCUCUGUUUUCCUGUGUUCUAGUUACGCUGCCUUACGGAGUUUUUGUUCUUGUAUGUCAAUUGUUCCAUGUUUCCCUCGCUUUGUUCUAGUCACUUGUUUGUCUGGUUAAACUUAGUGUUCCUUACCCUGUUUUGUGACUCUGUUAGUGUUGGGGAAAAGUGGACAGGUAAGUACGUCACGUGACAUACAUUGUACAGCACGUAGGAAUUCCGUUUUUUUUGUAUUAGACACAUUAGGUUAGGAGCGAGCACCACCCUCUGUACUUUUGGUUUGCAUAGAUAGAGUAGGUAGUUAGAGUGUCCUGGUUGCUGAAGAUUUAUUUUUCUAUCUUUUGUUAUAGUUAGGUUAGAGGGUUUGAAAAUAGUUCGACUUGUUUUGUUUUGUUCAUUUCUUUGCUUUGGUGCCAUUCGUGUCCCUUUUCCCCUUUUGUGUCUUGUUACGUGUUAUUGUAAAUAUUACCACUAUCACUUGGCACCACACACUUUUCCACUUGUAUAUAGAUAAAUAAAUCACCUGGAUUGA
This is a messenger RNA of Pangasianodon hypophthalmus (striped catfish), 3647 nucleotides long. Its product is annotated as C-C chemokine receptor type 5-like. The record is from RefSeq and is a predicted model, not a curated record. Gene Ontology annotation, biological process: G protein-coupled receptor signaling pathway; chemotaxis; immune response. Lineage: Eukaryota; Metazoa; Chordata; Actinopteri; Siluriformes; Pangasiidae. Gene Ontology annotation, cellular component: membrane. The transcript is spliced from 2 exons. The coding region runs from base 12 to 1085 and encodes 357 amino acids. Gene Ontology annotation, molecular function: chemokine receptor activity.